AUGGAGUCGACGUUGGGUGCUAUUCUGCUUCUUGCUGGUGUGGAGGCUCAACAAGGAGUGCCAUAUCAAGUACAGCUCCAUAUGGGGGCAAUUCACCAACUCCUCGAAGUAUGCCAAAGAAAGGGUGUUUAUUUGAGCGACGGGAUCAAGCGUGCAAUAUUCUGGUCGGACUUGAACGCUGCAGUCAUGACAGGGUCGAUCCGGGUCGUUGAUCACACAACCUUCUCCGAGCUCCAUUGGGGAAGAGACCCUUUCUCUCCUGAAUUCUUCACGUUACCGCCAGGUUUCCAAGUCCACUCUCAUUUACUUGGCGAAAAGUUUGUUGAGAUACUCGAAGACAUUUAUGCUUUGCAAUGCAUUCGAGACUCAGCCCUUUUUGGCAAAGAGGAUGUAAUAUCAAUGGCCCAUAUUGAUAACCAUCAGGGCUCGAUCCAGUCAAGGCUGGUAGCUCUGCCAAAUCGCUCACCCAUUUCGAAUUGUUGUCACAUUGCGGCAUAUCUAUGCUCAACCAUGCUGCGCUGCAAGAUUUGGCGCACUUCGACCAUUCCAUCCCAUCUCUCCCUGAAAUUGCUUUGCAAGCUCCAAAGCACAAAUGAAGAUUCAAUAUGGAAUGAUUCGCCUGAACUACUAAUCUGGCUUCUGCAUAUUGGCGGGGCUUUUGCACCCGCAGGGACUAUCCGAACGGCCUACCAAGAUUUGCUGCAUUUGAACAUGAGCACUAGAUUCAGAGGUAUGUAUACGUCUUGGACAGAAUUGUGUGACAUUCUUCAGCAAUUUAUUUGGUCCGAGAAAGCAUUCAUGUCGCAGCUCAAGGCGUUCUGGGAGGAAAGUCAAGUCCAAGAUGGGGCAGAGUAG
This is a messenger RNA of Penicillium daleae, 855 nucleotides long. RefSeq names its product N-ethylmaleimide reductase. The transcript has 4 exons. Bases 1 to 855 code for a protein of 284 amino acids. The record is from RefSeq and is a predicted model, not a curated record. Lineage: Eukaryota; Fungi; Ascomycota; Eurotiomycetes; Eurotiales; Aspergillaceae.